Molecule: messenger RNA, 736 nt
Organism: Limulus polyphemus (Atlantic horseshoe crab)
Lineage: Eukaryota; Metazoa; Arthropoda; Merostomata; Xiphosura; Limulidae
Product: testis-expressed protein 47-like
Exons: 7
Source: RefSeq, a predicted model, not a curated record
AAAGUAGCAGUUCAUCAACUUGUGUAUGUUGGAAAACUGAGAGAAGAGUCAACUUCUCAAAAAGCUGCUGAUCAUAUUCACAAAACAAUAAAGAUGCUUCAUGAAAAAUAUCUAGAAAUUGGUGGAGGAACAGGUCUACUUUUAUUUCAAGGCUCUUACUUUGUGCAUCAAAUUGAAAGUUCUAGACAAUUUCUGGAUGAUCUGAUGCAAGAAAGUUCGUCUGACAUGGAUUUACCAGAUGGUUACUUUAAAGAAGUGAAGAUUAUUAUAAUAUCACAUAAUAUACCGAGACGUUUAUUUUCUCAAUGGAACUGGAUAGUGAUCAGAAAAAGCACAAGUUGUCUUCAAAGGGUUGAUGAUGACACUUCUACUGUGAAUGAGCUGUUGCAGCAGCUUCUGAAACUAGCAGCUUACUUGGAAAAUCUGCCAAAGUUGGAUCUAUGCAGUAUUUUGGAAGAACUUACAGAAAGAGUACCUCAGUUAAUUCCAAAAGAAGAAACUCUGCAGUCUGUCCUCCAGCAAGCCAUUUUCUUAACACCUAAAGAUUUUAUUAGCAGAUUUCUAUUACCAAGAAAUAAAACACUUGAAUCAGAUAUUACCUGGCCAGCACCAAUAAGACUAAUAAUGUAUAUACUAAAAGACAAUUAAGAAGAGUAGACUGAAAACAAGUUAUAAAGAAAUUUGAUUUUUGCAGCAUUUUAUGAAAUAGUUAACAAAUAAGUAAGUUAUUAUUAGA